AUGGCCAAGGCCACUUCUGCUGGCUAUAUACAAGAUCUCAGGAGCCAAAGGGAGUACACAAUCCUUCUUAAAAUUGAAUAUGUUUUUGCUCAAGAUGAAAGCAAUUUCUACUUGGGCAAGAGAUGUAUUUACAUGUACAAAGCAAAGGACAACAUCAUGACUAACAAAACCAGAGUGAUCUGAGGAAAAACUCAUGCCUAUGGAAACAGUGGCAAGAUUAUUCAAAUCCACGUCCAUCUUCCUGCUAGGCACACUGGACACAGAAUCUGUGUGAUGCAGCAUCCCUCAAGGAUUUAA
Messenger RNA from Ochotona curzoniae (black-lipped pika), 297 nucleotides. Its product is annotated as 60S ribosomal protein L35a-like. The record is from RefSeq and is a predicted model, not a curated record. Gene Ontology annotation, molecular function: structural constituent of ribosome. Gene Ontology annotation, cellular component: cytosolic large ribosomal subunit; ribosome. NCBI's taxonomy places the organism in Eukaryota, Metazoa, Chordata, Mammalia, Lagomorpha, Ochotonidae. Gene Ontology annotation, biological process: ribosomal large subunit biogenesis; cytoplasmic translation.